AUGAAAGUUUUCAUUGUAUUUGUCUUUCUCAUAGUUAUCAUCAGCCGAUCUGUUUUAGGUAUUCCUCUAGCCACUAAAUUUCAAACUCCAGGUAAUUUUAAGCAGUACAACAUAUCGAUCAACGAUGAGGGACUUUGGGCACUUGGAUUCGAAUGUCAAUUAGAAAGUGGUGAAGAAGAAUUCCAUCUGAUUAAUCCUGGAGAUGAAUCUAUUAUUGAGGUUCAUGUUGAGGACAAUGAUGUUACGUCUGUUCCUUGCCUUUUCUAUUGGUCUAAAAAGGAUAGGAAUGUUCAUGUCUUUGACCAAAACCUAAAGAAACACUGUGGCGAUGAUUUGGUUAAUACGUGUAAGUGGAAGAUAUCAAGUGAUGCCUUUUAUAUUUACGAUGUGAGUCAGGAUCCACCAGAUUUUGUAAAAAUAUAUGAUUGGUGA
This is a messenger RNA of Lactuca virosa, 432 nucleotides long. The record is from the annotation of a GenBank genome assembly. Lineage: Eukaryota; Viridiplantae; Streptophyta; Magnoliopsida; Asterales; Asteraceae.